AUGGUAGUAAUAGCAAGUGAAGAAGAGGACCGAGGUCUCAUAGUAAAUAGUAUCAUGGAGUCACUUUCUACUAGAGAACCAGCCUCGCGCACCAUCGACACCGUCGCUGGAUCCAAGAUGGUUUAUCUUUUGCCCACUUCAUCCCCCGUUCUCUCCCUCUCUCUCUCCACACUCAGUCUCCCUCCCUCAGCUUCGCUUUCUCUCCGUCCUUCCCAUUGGAUCGACCAUGGCGGAGCAGCUCCAACAAAUCUGGUGAAGGGAAGAGACCUGGUAAGGGUGGGAAUCGAUUCUGGAAGAGCAUUGGUCUUGGAUUCAAAACUCCUAGGGAAGCUAUUGAAGGUGUCGCAUUUUGGCAGCACAUGCCAUAGUGCCAAGAUGAACAGAACUGUCAUUGUCUGCAGAAACUACCUCCACUAUGUAAACAAGUACCAAAGCUCACAUAUCCCCAAGCUUCAGUGUUAAGGAAGGGGACCAUGUGGGCAUUGGCCAGUGCAGAUUUUUACACAGGCCAUUGUUGAAGACUGCAAGAUUCAUUGUUUUAAAAGACAUUCCAGAGGUGGUGGAAAGAAAGCAUUUACUGCAGUCUGAAGUUUCUAUUUCUUCUUCAGUUGCAAGAGCUAUUGGGAUCGCUUUUGCAUGUUUUGUUUUGGACUCCUUGGCUGUCAAUACAGAUGAGGGCCUGUUUUAUUCUGGUUGAGCAAGCUGUACUAUGACUCUGUAUGACUCUGUUUCUUUCUGCAACAUGUUCUGCAACCA
Messenger RNA from Musa acuminata AAA Group (dessert banana), 756 nucleotides. RefSeq lists its product as uncharacterized. Lineage: Eukaryota; Viridiplantae; Streptophyta; Magnoliopsida; Zingiberales; Musaceae. Bases 1 to 462 code for a protein of 153 amino acids. The transcript is spliced from 7 exons. The record is from RefSeq and is a predicted model, not a curated record.